Molecule: messenger RNA, 4577 nt
Organism: Notothenia coriiceps (black rockcod)
Lineage: Eukaryota; Metazoa; Chordata; Actinopteri; Perciformes; Nototheniidae
Gene: tie1
Product: tyrosine kinase with immunoglobulin-like and EGF-like domains 1
Exons: 24
Coding region: 191-3670 (1159 amino acids)
Biological process (GO): cell surface receptor protein tyrosine kinase signaling pathway; positive regulation of angiogenesis; protein phosphorylation
Cellular component (GO): plasma membrane; signaling receptor complex
Molecular function (GO): ATP binding; transmembrane receptor protein tyrosine kinase activity; protein binding
Source: RefSeq, a predicted model, not a curated record
CCCAGAGAAAGCUGAGCUUUACUGAAGGAACAACUCUUAGUGAGGGACCGUGAUACCAUCUCUGUAAGUUAUACAGGACCGCUCUAGUCGUUAACAAGAGAUUUUACACCUGAACCGGAGCUCCGGGUGAUUCGCCAAGUUAUGCGUAAUAUAGCGCACCACUCGUCGUGACGCGGCGUCACUGUAUUAGAUGUACAACUUUAUCCUUAAUAACGACAACCUUCUACACAUGAGGAUUAUUAAUACAACGAGGAUUAUGUUGGUGUUUUUAUUUGGCUUUCUUGGUUUAUCAGAUGCUGUGAUAGACUUGACCAUGAUCUCCACAGCGGAGGUCACCAACGUCAGUCACUUCUCCAUCUCCUGCAUCAAUGGAGAGCGCAGCCCUGCCCAUGUUGAGCUGGACAUCAAGAGGGACAACAAAAUCCUCGUUUUCCCCAAAAAGCCACAUUUUAGGGUGCAUAAGCCGAAGAACAGGGAGGCGGUCGCCAGAGAUUUCCGUGAGCUGGACCAUAUCGGUAUCUUCUACUGUGAAUCUACUCAGGAUGUUCCCCCUCUUGAGACCGUCACCAUGAUCAAUAACUUUGGCAGAGCUAAUUUUAUCCCAACUCACCUUACAAUGACUGCUAACAAAGGAGAGACAGUUCACCUCAGCAUGCAGCUACUCGGCUCCCAAAAGAGAGAUGUGACCUGGAAGUACAACGGAAACUACUUUUAUAUGACUCACUGGAAUGAUGUGAUUAAUCGCACAGCAGUACUCACUCUGGAGAGCACAGCUUUUGAAAAUCAAGGCAUCUACAGCGCCAGCUAUGUGGGGGACAGCCCUCUUCAGGGCGCCUGGAUGCGACUCAUUGUCAGAGACUGUACUAGUAAGAAGUGGGGUCCUUACUGUGACAAAGACUGUCCGGAGUGUCUCAACGGUGGAGUGUGUCACGAUGUUGAUGGAGACUGUAUGUGCCCGCCAGGAUUCAUGGGGACCCGCUGUGAGACAGCAUGCAGAGAAGGAAUGUUUGGCCGAAACUGCCAGGAGUCAUGUGGCGCCGAGCUGAACUGCAAGGGGCUACGGUUCUGCCUACCCGACCCUUAUGGCUGCUCCUGCGCCAGCGGCUGGUUUGAGAGCCGUUGUGAGAAAGCCUGCCUUGAUGACAUGUAUGGACCAGACUGCAGCCUGAGCUGUAAAUGCCAGAACGGAGGAGUUUGUAACCGUUUCAGUGGAUGCCACUGCCCGACAGGGUGGAGAGGACAGAACUGCGAGAAGUCUGACCGGGCUCCCCAGAUUUUGGAUUUGGAUAAUAACUUAGAGUGGAAUCUGAACUCCAGCCCAAAGAUAUUCUGUUCAGCAACAGGCAACCCCCUGCCCAGCCACGACAGCAUUGAGCUGCGAAAGUUGGACAGCACUGUGCUAAAGGCCUCGAGCACUACCAUGGACUCCAAUAAGAGUACAGCCAUGUUUGAGAUCCCUCGCCUGAGUGCUCAACAAGGAGGAUUGUGGGAAUGCAGGGUGUCCACCAAUGGGGGCCAGGACUCCAGCAAAUUCAACCUCACCAUUAAAGAGCCCCCUGUGCCCACUACUGCUCCCAAACUGUUGGAAAAAAGGAGUAAGCAGCUGCUGGUGAUGCCGGUUGAAUCCCACAGAGGAGACGGCCCCAUUGUCUCCACUAGGCUCCUCUACAAGCCUGUGGAGAACGGAGACUCUUGGUCCUCCAUCAUAGUUUAUAGUGACAAAGAGCCCAUCACGCUAAUGAACCUGGAGCCAUCAACACGCUAUCGUGUCCGCGUCCAGCUGAGUCGUCCUGGGGAAGGCGGAGAGGGGGCUCCGGGGCCAGAGGCCAUCAUGGAAACAGACUGUCCCGAGCCCACAGUUCAACCUGAGAUUGACAUCAGCUCUAUGGAAGGCCGCAAUGCCACAAUACGCUGGCGCCUGCCCCCCAACAAUGGCAUUAAUGCCGGCACAGCCAGUGGCUUUUUAGUGCAGCUCUUCGGGCCUCCACCCUACAGUGAGAAACUACUGGAGGAGACCACCCUGCUCACUGUGCUGUCCACAAAGUUCCACAACCUGCAGUACCAGCAAGACUACACCGUGGUGGUGCACCUCAUCAACUGUGGCAGCCAGGGGCCGCCCUCCAAAUCCUACCACUUCCGCAUCAACAGCCAGGGUCCCUCAUCACCACGCCAUGUCCUGGCACUCCCUCUGUCCAUAUCAGCCAUCCAGGUGAGGUGGCAGCCUCCAGAAGAUCCCAAUGGAGGCAUCAUUAAAUACAUCAUAGAAUACCAGCCAGUAGGCCAGGGGAACCCUCACCCAUGGGUGGACACAGACGAUGGAAACAAGACCGCCAAAGAUGUGACAGCUCUCAAUGGCAGCACGCUCUACCAGUUCAGAGUGAGAGCUUUCUCCAAAGUGCCGGGAGAGUGGAGCAAGAUUGUCAAGGCAAUGACACAAGGGGAUGGUAUUCAGAGUUUGAUCCCAACCACGCAGGGUGUGGCUGGGAAGCCUGUUGGGGACAGCUACCAGCUGUUGGUGGCGGUGGUAGGCUCGGUGACCGUCACCUGUGUGACAAUCCUGCUGGCGCUGUUGGCUCUUUUCUUCAUCCGCAAGACGAUGCUCAACCGCCGGCGCACGUUCACCUACCAGUCUGGAUCGGGUGAAGAGACUAUUCUACAGUUUAAUUCAGGAACUCUGACCCUGACGAGGAGGCCCAAACCGACGCCAGAGCCCCUCACCUAUCCAAUCCUGGAGUGGGAGGACAUCAAGUUUGAAGACGUCAUUGGAGAGGGAAACUUUGGCCAGGUCAUCAAAGCCAUGAUCAAGAAGGAUGGCAGCAAAAUGAGUGCAGCGAUCAAGAUGCUAAAAGCUGCGCAUGCUGAUCUGCCUGCAGAGUUCGCCUCGGAGAAUGACCACAGAGACUUUGCAGGGGAGCUGGAGGUGCUCUGUAAACUAGGCCAGCAUCCCAACAUCAUCAACCUGAUAGGAGCCUGCGAGAACAGAGGUUAUCUGUAUAUCGCCAUUGAAUAUGCUCCCUAUGGUAACCUGCUGGACUUCCUGAGGAAGAGUCGAGUGCUGGAGACGGAUCCUGCCUUUGCCAAGGAGCACGGCACUGCGUCCACCCUCACCUCCCAGCAGCUGCUGCAGUUCUCUGUAGACGUUGCAACCGGGAUGCACUACCUAAGUGACAAACAGUUCAUCCACAGGGAUCUGGCAGCCAGGAAUGUUCUUGUUGGGGACAGCCUUGUGGCGAAGAUAGCAGAUUUCGGCCUUUCCCGCGGAGAGGAAGUUUACGUUAAGAAGACAAUGGGGAGGCUGCCUGUACGCUGGAUGGCCAUUGAGUCUCUGAACUACAGCGUGUACACAACCAAGAGCGAUGUGUGGUCUUUUGGUGUACUCCUCUGGGAGAUUGUAAGCUUAGGUGGCACACCAUACUGUGGGAUGACUUGCGCUGAGCUUUAUGAAAAGCUGCCACAAGGCUUCAGGAUGGAGAAACCCAAAAACUGUGAUGAUGAGGUCUAUGAGCUGAUGAAGCAGUGCUGGAGGGAUCGGCCCUACGAGAGACCCCCCUUUGCCCAAGUGUCUGUCCAGCUCAACAGGAUGCAGGAGGCCAGGAAGGCAUAUGUGAACAUGGCUCUCUUUGAAAACUUCACCUACGCUGGGAUAGACGCCACAGCCGAGGAGGCCUGACUACCCGCCCCCCCAGGCCCUAGCAUGCCACGUAGCUCCAGGAGGAAAUCCCGAGGAUGGUCGCCGCGUUAUUGCCAUCACCCCGCCGCUCAACGUCGAGACAGGAGGCCCAAGCGCCCAAUCAAAACCACCCAGUUAUAGAAGGAGGACUGUGAAAGGACACUGUGUGGAGGUAUCAGAGGCAUUAGGAGAUGAGGAGGAGUGUUGCUGGGCCUUGGAUUGAGCGAUGUGAUUGCUACUAAACUUUCGGGAAAUUCUGACCCCCUGUUACUACAUACAAGUCCUAGAAAAAAAGGCACAACAUUGUAGCUUUUGCUGAUACAAAAGUUUCAAUGCUGGACCUUUUUCUCUGACUGUUGAGGGGAAGCAGCACAUAAGGAGCUACGUGCCUUGCUGAAACACCACAGGGUCUGUGGGGUGUUGAAACUGGACUUUAUUUUUCCUCCAUUGCUCUAAAUGGAGAAAGGAUUAGAACACAGACAUAUGCAAGUUCUCAGACUGUUAGAAAAUCAUGAAAGAUGAUGCAUUUAUUGUAGCACUUAAAAACAGCCUAAUUUUUGCCAUUUAUGUCUUUUACUGUGUGCCUAUCACUGCCAUGUGAAUGUAACCACUACUGUAUAUAGUUUGUCUAUUUUAAAGGUAAAAUAUAUGUAUCAUAGCCUUCCUAUUCGAAUGUACUCAGAGAUACAGAGUAAAUGCAAACAUUGUAGAUGUGUUGCAUUUAAAAGCUCCACAGAACAAGUAGUUGUUAUGCUACUAAUACAGGGUUUUCUUUGACCAAUAUGCAACAUAACUAAUGUAAUGUUAUAUAUCCAAAUCAUGAAAAAUGUACAGUUUGUUUUCAUUAACUGGUCCCUUAAAUAAAGGUUUUGCGUGGUGACUGGACUCAUCACUACUAAUAGUUGUA